AUGUACUAUAGUAAACCUUCCACUGAACCACCGUUUUGGUCUCUUCAAAAAGGGUCUCUCUCUCUGACACUCACUAAAUACAUACACCCUUCCAAUUUUGCAAAUGGAAUUAGAGGAGGGAAGAACCGUGCAAUACCUAUUGGGAUACGAGGGCAAGGACCUUUUCCUCAAAAGAAAGACACAGUAGAGGAUAUGGGGAUCAUUGCUUUACGUUUGGGCCUAGGUAUCACGAAAAGGAUUUUGGAAAUCUCCGAGAACACACUUCAUCAUGGAAUGAUUAUGAGGCUUCUCUUUGUUUUUCUUUCAUCUUUUCCUCCUAGUUUAACCUCGGAUCCUGUAGAAGGACUUCUCCGGAAUGUCCUUCUAUCCAUAAGAGGAGUUGGUGAAAAGGUCCUCUCUAGCAUUCCUAUUCCCAAUUCCAAUGAUUUCAUGAGUGGUCCCAGUGCUGCAUUUUCAAUGGACGACAAGUCUACUUACGCCGUGAAAUCGUUUGGUGAAUUCCUUAACACAUGCCCAGCUUCGCUUCCCGUCCCGUUGUUGAGUGGUUCUUGGCACGUCACUUAUGUGAACAGAAAAUGGAUGCAAACAAUUCUCGCUGAUCUGGACGAGGUCAUCGAUCUUCUAGCGAGUGGACAACGAUUACCCGUUCGUAAAUCUCUGGGAUCGAUUUUCAGCCGUGAUCUGCAGAUAUCGUGUCUAAAGAUGGAAUUCCUGAACGACAAUGCAGCGUCACGUUUUGAGAUCUCUUACCUGAAAAAUGGUAGGAGAAUGUCGUUGAUCGGUGAUGUUCUGAGAGACGUCGAUAAAUCCUUGCAAUUUUCAUUUGGGCCAUCGUUGAAUACAAAAAUGAUAGUCGCCUACUCCACGGAUCAUCCAUCGCCGAGCCCAUUCGACGUACUAGUCAUCAGUCAAAUAGAUUUCUUCCCGAAAUGCGAGAAUCAUCUGGUCCUGCAAAGAACACGAGGCAGUUCGAGAAUCUUAGAGAUUCUCAACGCAAUGGGUGCAAAUUUCCCCUCAAAUCCCCUCGUAGAGAUUUAUUGUGAACAAAUUCCAGAUGCUAAUAAUGCUAUUAUUCAACCAAUGAAUCCACCAAUUAUUAAACCAAAGAGUUCAAAUAUAAUAAAUUGA
This is a messenger RNA of Necator americanus (New World hookworm), 1128 nucleotides long. RefSeq lists its product as uncharacterized. Bases 1 to 1128 code for a protein of 375 amino acids. NCBI's taxonomy places the organism in Eukaryota, Metazoa, Nematoda, Chromadorea, Rhabditida, Ancylostomatidae. The transcript is spliced from 8 exons. The record is from RefSeq and is a predicted model, not a curated record.